AUGAGCUGGUGCACGGCGGCGGAGGUGGCGGACCUGAUACGCGUCAGCAGACUACAUCAUGGUGUUGCAGAGGCUGAACGUAAAGCGGCGGAUUUGCGUCUCACUGAACUUCAUGCAUCAGCAGUGAACUUUGGGGACGCUUUGGUGGAGGUGGCGGUUGCAUCUGGCGCGCUUUCAUGCAGUGUGCGGCUGGCGGCAGCGCUGACGCUGGAGUCAUUCGUGACGGAGCGGGCGUGGUGUGAGGGCGUCGGGUUUAGCGACAAAGAGCGUGUUCUUGCUACACUUUUGGCGUGUUUGCGCGAUGUUUCACUUGCCACGGCUGUGGCUGACGUGCGGCUGAACACUUUGUUGUGUUCCUGUCUUUGCCGCAUCAUAUGCUUUGAAUAUCCCACUGCCCACUGGGAUGCCUUUAUUGACGAGUGCGUAUCGGCCAUUGUGUCAGUAGACGCCACAGAGCAGCGGGCGGGGUGCGGGUUCGUGCAACGUACAAUUCUCCUGCGGUUGGCGGAGAAUUGUGCUGCCAAAGCCGCACUGUGGUGGCGUCUGGCGUCUGGCGUGGUCCGCCGUUUGUUGGAGUGGGCUGCAGUUUAUGGAAGAGGAGGGGAGCCACGAGUGCUGUGCCUUCGUGUCGUGCUUCACUUAAUGCGGCGGCGUCCACGGCCGAGUGAAGUUGCUGAGGCGGAGCGUCCGACAAGUUCUUUUAUCUUUUCCGAUGAAUUUCGUGGCGUAGUUAGUCGUAGCCUGGAGGAGGGAGCGAGCGCCUUUGAAUCCAGGGGGCCCUGCACGCUACUUUUGGAGGAGUGUGGCCUCCUCUUGGACGUCGCACAACACUUGCUCGGCGACGACGCGUUUGCACGUGUUGUGUUUCGUUGCAGCAUUUGCUUACUUUCGUCAUGCGAAGCUGCAUACCUCGCAGGGAUCGGAGAAAGCUCUUCGCUUGUCUCGUGUGUGGAUAACGCGUUUGAAUGCCUCGUUGGUGUACUGCAGACGUAUCCGGAGGCGUCAUUACUGUGCGACAACGAAAUGUUUCUGUUAACGCUUUUCAGUUACAUGACACGCGCUGUUGGACUUGAGCAUGACGAUGAGUCGGGUUUGCUGGACGCAUUGCAGGAGGACUGUGUUGUGCCGUUGGGGUGCGCUGGCGGUGACACAGCCGCAAACGCGGGUGCCGUGCUGGAGCUUCUUAUGGAGGCGAACCCGCACUUAUUGGGUCUCGCGGUGGGAUCUCUCUGCGCCACAGUUACUGAGCUUUGCCAGGGGACCACCUCGGCGCACUGGCGGGCGUGGACAACUGCCCUUCGUUGCUGCUGCCGUGUGUAUGACGAGAAGGGUUUGUCGCUCACUGACAGCCUUCCAGAUGCUGCUGGGCGUCUGUUGUCACCCCUUGCGUUACUUCUCAGGCAGGCCACUGACCCCUUGGAGGCUGCGGAGCUGAUUGAGUUGCUUGCCUUGUGCGUUGUGCGGGCGGAGCAGGAGCCUGUCUGCCGCGUUUUUUUGUCCAUCCUUGAAGCCACCUUUGAUGGCGUUGGCGAUAAUGGCACACGGGAUCAGUUGCUUCUUCUUGCAGUGACCGUGUACGCCGUGCAUCGAUUUUUUUUGACGUGUGCCUCGUCGCUUGUACCCGGGAACUUGUGUGACGCGUCGGUGUGGUUGCGGCGUGCACUUGCCGUAAUCUCACGCGGAGGCCCACUCGCCGUGUACUGCGGCGCCCACGCUGUACAGACGCUUCUGCACGCCACUCCAAAUUGCACGCUCCCAUCAACGCCGUUGGUGCUCGCCGCGCUAGACAAUGCGUGCCGUCAGUGCAAUGUACCGAAUGCAUCCUCGCUUCUUGCUGGGCUUGUGUGGUCGCUUUGCUGUCAUACCCCGGGGGAGUGCGAUGUCGCCGUGGAGCUGCUACAAAUUGUCUUGUCGCAUUGCCUUCACAAUGGACCGCAUCGCGCAGAGUUGCGGCGCUGUCUGACGGAGUAUCUAUGGCGUUUUUUAAGGUCUGUCUUGAGGCAAACGACAUGCCUUCAGUGUGUUGCGACUGUGCUGCACAAGUGCCUUCCCAUCGUUUUGCAGUUUGCCGUAGAAGAUGCACCACAUGACGAUGCGACGGCGCGUCUUGUGUCAAGUUGCCUGGCGGCAGCGGCAUCUUGCGAUGACGCGGGGAUCAUGUAUGAGAACAUCAGCUCUGCACUCUGGGAACUCCUCCGUUCUGCGGUGCACGAACGCCACUGCUCUGCGACGCUGACGAAGAUUGUGGCAGCGAUGAGUGCUACGGCACUUGUUUGGCCGAAGCUCUUGGACAGAGAUAUAACGGCAGUGGUGUCGCUUCUCUUCAGCAGCGUCGAUACAGCUGGGGCGAGGGGGCUCAAUUAUGUGGGAUGCUGCCUCCUGCCAGCACUUUUUUGUGUUCGCCACCCAGAGCAGCUGGAACACAUGACUGCCGUGUUUGCCGCGACACCUCUGCACAAAAAUUUGGCGUGGGGGACGAUGUUUGGCCUUUGGAGCUCCGUCGCCCCUCUCACUGAUCAUUUUACCACGCUGUACUUUCUGGCGGCGUGGUGUCGCUUGUUACGGUACGCCAUGGACACCCGUAGUGAGGGGCGAGACGUUCUGACAGUGGCCGUGCCCCACUGCACGGUGUACUACCUUCCAAGCAUGUACGUGAAGUCACUUCCAAAACAACGGGUAGAGCGUUGUAGCAUGGCGCAGUGUAUUGCUCUUGGCCUUGCGCUGGUGGCGCAGCGAGGACAAAAGUCCGCAAAGGUGAAACUUCUGGAGGAAGAGUUGCUGCAUUUGCUCUCAUUAAAUCGACGAUUUGAGGCGCUUGCGUGCUGCAGCGCUGCUGAGGCGAGGAUUGACACGUUGUUAUCGAUGAGCCUCGUAGAGGGCGCCCAAUGGCUUCUGGGGAUGAUGUCGGACGGCGGUUACGGGCUGCAGGUUGACACCGCUAUCCACUUUGUGGGUAAAUUAUAA
Molecule: messenger RNA, 2964 nt
Organism: Trypanosoma rangeli
Lineage: Eukaryota; Euglenozoa; Kinetoplastea; Trypanosomatida; Trypanosomatidae
Exons: 1
Coding region: 1-2964 (987 amino acids)
Source: RefSeq, a predicted model, not a curated record